Messenger RNA from Pimephales promelas (fathead minnow), 1958 nucleotides. It is a transcript of the gene jun, whose product is annotated as Jun proto-oncogene, AP-1 transcription factor subunit. The record is from RefSeq and is a predicted model, not a curated record. Gene Ontology annotation, molecular function: RNA polymerase II cis-regulatory region sequence-specific DNA binding; transcription factor binding; DNA-binding transcription factor activity, RNA polymerase II-specific. Gene Ontology annotation, biological process: regulation of transcription by RNA polymerase II; regulation of cell cycle; regulation of cell population proliferation. Gene Ontology annotation, cellular component: transcription regulator complex. NCBI's taxonomy places the organism in Eukaryota, Metazoa, Chordata, Actinopteri, Cypriniformes, Leuciscidae.
AUAAGGUUUGCCUCCACGCUGGAGAAGCUCAGAGUAUACAGAUCUCGCCACAGUGAAACAUCUAGGCAACACACACUUGAACUAACAUAAACAAGAACACUUUUGGGCUCCGCGCUGUUUAAACACCGGCAUCCCCGAACAGCGCGGCGGAGGAAGAGCUUCUAUCCGCGAAACGAAUGAGAAGAACAGCAGCUCGGGACACUGAGCGAUAACUUUACGCAGUAAGUUUCUCGCGGGACGGGGAGUUUACGGAGCGAGCUCUAAACUUUGCGACUCUUCUGGCUUUUGUCUCCGAGGACACUCGCUAAACUUCGGACAGACUGUUUUUUAAACGAAAAAGUUUCGUUUAUCUUCUAUGUCUACCAAGAUGGAAACUACUUUCUACGAUGACUCUGUAAACAGCGCUUUCUCUCAGCAUGACAGCGCCGCUUUUGGAUACAACCACAAAACUCUGAAACACAACAUGACGCUGAAUCUGACCGACCCGGCCGGGAACCUGAAGCCCCACCUGAGGGCCAAAGCCAACGAGAUCCUCACCUCGCCCGACGUGGGGCUGCUCAAACUGGCCUCGCCGGAGUUGGAGAGGCUCAUCAUCCAGUCCAGCAACGGCCUGAUCACUACAACGCCGACUCCGACCCAGUUUCUGUGUCCCAAGAACGUGACCGACGAGCAGGAGGGCUUCGCGGAGGGCUUCGUGCGGGCGCUGGCCGAGCUGCACCACCAGCACAUGCCCAACGUCACCUCGGCGCCCCAAACGACCAUCAACAACAGCAUGGCACCCGUGGCAUCCAUAGCAGGCGGCGCGGUGUACAGCUCGUCCAUGCGCCCCGAUCCGCCGGUUUACGCGGACCUGAACACGUUUAACCCCGCCACCAACCCCGCGAUGAGCUUCACGAGCGCCCCGCCGCCGCAGCACAGCGUCAACGCGCCGCUGCCCGUCCAGCACCCGCGGCUCCAGGCGCUGAAAGAGGAGCCCCAGACGGUCCCGGAGAUGCCCGGCGAGACCCCGCCUCUCUCCCCCAUUGACAUGGAGAGUCAGGAGCGGAUUAAAGCCGAGAGGAAGCGCAUGAGGAACCGAAUCGCCGCAUCCAAAUGCCGGAAGAGGAAACUGGAGAGGAUCUCCCGGCUGGAGGACAAAGUCAAGAACCUAAAGUCGCAGAACUCCGAGCUCGCGUCCACCGCCAACAUGCUGCGCGAUCAGGUGGCCCAACUCAAGCAGAAAGUCAUGAACCACGUCAACAGCGGCUGCCAGCUCAUGUUGACGCAGCAGCUGCAGACCUUCUGAGAAGAACCGGAGGACAUUUGAGUUCACUUACAUGGGCGCGAGGGACAAACUGCGAGCCGGCGCGACUGCUGGCGUGUUAGCCCGCUGGGACCGGGAGCGUCCGGCCGGCCGCGUGCCGUAAAAGGAUGUUCUGACUGGACUUUAGAGGAGGGCUAAACUUCUCCGACUCGGUCCGACAGAGAGCAUGAGACUCACUCUGUUACAUGUUUUACUUUCUGACGAGAAAAGAGACUUAUCCUUGUUCACUUCGAGCAGGUUGUGCAUGGACCUGUACGCUUCAGAGGAGCGCUCAGUAUUAUAGGAGUAAAACAGGGGACAUGAGUAGGGAUAUUCAUGUCUGGCUCACCAAGCAAGAAGUUCUGUCCGAUAAACUCUUGCCUAUAAGCUGCCUGACUUCUUCUGAGUUACACAUUGUAAUUUUUUUGUUCUUAAACUGAAUGGAAUUGACUUUUUUCUUUUUUCCAAUUUCAGCCGUUUCUUUUUUUUUUCUAAAAAAAAAGUUCAUUAAUGAGGUUUCACUCAUUGUUAUUUGUAAAUAAGAUCAACCAGGAGUACUUAAGUUUACCAUUUGUAAGUAAAGUAUACAAUAUAAUUUUUUAUGUUUGUUUUCUGAGCACAUCAGAAACUAAUCAAUAUUUAUGAACUGUAAUAAAGUAUGUGAAACGAAAAACAA